AUGGAAGAACAGAAGCCCGUGGCUUUCGUCAAGGAGCUCAUGACGCGCGAGAACGAGAUGUUCCCCCCACGCCCUUUGUCUGCGUACGAUUUCCCGUCUCCUGACCGCGUUGGAGCCGGCGACGUGCAUAUUUUGGUAGUGAAGCCUGGGCAUAUUCCUGUCGAGCCCGUUGCUGCCGUCAAGAAACUUCAGAAAGUUCAGCACGCUAACUUCGUGGCUGCUCAAGACGACGGCAUUCGGCACUCUUGGCAGAUCCCUUUAAUCGAUAAUCCUCCAGGCUCGGGGAAAUCUCACUUCGGUCUCGAGUACAUUAACGAGUGCAAGAGGAUGCUGAAAGCACAAGAAACGACAAGCGUCGCGACUACUACGAUUCAAGGUCUGCAGACUCCUCGAUGCCAGAGUGAACAUAGGCGGCCAACACGCCGCGAUUUUCUCGAGCAAGUGUGCAAGUGUCGUACCGUCAUUAUCCGGGGGAGCCCAGGUGAAUUUGUUGGCGAUCAGUCGAAAUCCAUGACAACUUUGGUGCAUUCCGCGUUGGUCGAAGCUAUCCGCGAGAUGCUGGAGCCUGGCACCAUGCCAUGCUUGACCGCCACGGACUCGCCCUGGCGAUUCGCAACGAAGCUCGUGCAAGCGCUGGGGCCGCUUUUUGUUGUACUGGACGAUGCUCUCGAUUGUUUCGAAGUCUCUUUCAGCUGUAUUGACCGCUCUCGUGGGGAUAUGGAGUCGCGUGCGCGCUUUAUCCGCUUCUGUGAGGACGUGCUGGUGACUUGGGCGCAGAUCCCGCAGCUGCAAUUUGUUGUCCUUGGCUAUGGACGCUAUCUGCAAGUGGAGCGCGAAUUUACCGUACUUGACGAUUUUUCUCGUGAUCUCUUCACUAUUGUGCGAUUGCCGUUGAUGCUCAUGCGCCCCAACGCCAUCAAGCAAAUCCUGCUGAAGACACAAAUGACGAGCACAGAUACCAUGAAACUUAGUGACCGCUGGGAAUUAACCUCGGACGAAUCUCUGCAGAACGCCGCGUCGCUGUUGUUUACCGCUUCGGCGGGUCAUCCACAGGAGAUCGUGGCUAUGCUGAGAAAUCAUUCUUCGCUUGAUGACUUCAGUGCGUGUGUGAACGCUGGCGGCGACUACCACAUUAGCCUGGCGCAGAUUGAUGCACUCUAUAGACGCGUUCUACUCUGGCAAUCGACGCUCAGAGAAUGGUUUGGCUGGGACGACGUCGAGACUUCCACGUCUCCACCACGCGUCAACCUUAUGAAGGUGGUGACGGAUAUCAACGGAGAGGAGGAGAUGGCGACGACGAUCUCUGCGCAUCGCGUGAUCGUUGAUACAAUUGUAGGCGUCUUACACCCGUUCCGAGAGUACGUGACUGGACUUGCUCGAGCAAUGCCCUUUGUGACGCCACAGCGCCGAGAAGUUUUCCACUGGAUGUGCUUCAAGAGACUCAGCGAGUUGUUUUCACUCGAAUCGUCGCUGAAAGGCGCGCUACCCUUGUUUUUCGCUGACACGGAGCUUUUGACGCGUUUUCUGGGGCUCGCGUUGCGCCUUUACUACGCCAGCGAGCAGAACAAGCUGGGGGAGAAACGCAUCCCCAAGAUCGAGAUGCUGGUUGUGGGGCUGGCAGCGAUAAACCAGACUACACCGGUCAGUGGCGCAAGGAUUUACAGGGAAUGCUUGAACUUUGAAAAGGUUCUUUCAAACUUUGAUGAGUUGACUGAAGCAGCUGACACUGUCACCAACGUGCUGCUGGUCUGCGCAACAGCGUACGCGGAGGAUGUGCUCGGGGAUUUUGCGGGUAAAGCGUCUGUGAGUUUCGAUCCUGAGGCGUAUGACUGCGGACGCAUUUCAGAAGUGCUGGUACUCAAUCUAGCGCCGCAGGCGUGGCGGGAGCAAUUUUUCGGAGUAAGUGAUGGUGAGUUAUUGGAGAAUUGUGUGGAGUUGCUCGUUUCGAGAUCCAAGGAAAACUAG
Messenger RNA from Phytophthora sojae, 1965 nucleotides. RefSeq lists its product as hypothetical. The coding region runs from base 1 to 1965 and encodes 654 amino acids. The transcript is spliced from 4 exons. The record is from RefSeq and is a predicted model, not a curated record. Lineage: Eukaryota; Oomycota; Peronosporomycetes; Peronosporales; Peronosporaceae.